GGAGGAGGUGCUUUGAGAGGAGGAGACUGCUCCUCUCUUCAGUCGCGCGACCACCUCACAUCCACCGCGAGCGCCUGAAGACUCAACGCCUCGCACCAACUUCUAGGAUUUGCCGAGAUUUUCCCCGCGUCUCGAACGCGCAUGUGUUUCGUGAUUAUUUUAACGAGACGCUCCGCGAUUUAUCUGCAUUCGCCAUUGGAUUAACAACACGAUGUUCGCUCGUUGAGUCGGCGAAUGAUCGUAUUCAAGUAUCGCUAAUAUCCCGCAGGAUAUUCAUGUUUUUAGAGAUACUAAGGACGCGGUGGAUCCACUGACGGAGCGCAGAACUCGCUCGCGGGAGGAGGACGCGGAUGUGAUUUAAACCCCAGCCGAACGCGAACAGUUCUUUUCGCGCUGUCAGUAAAUGAAGUGGCCUGUCGGAUUUGUCAUAUUAGCUGGAUUUUAAAAAGCCAUCCCGUUUCUGAGUGGAACAUUAGGACAGGGCGACCCGCACCCCUCACAAAGGGGUCCACGCAGUCGAGCGCACGGCGUUUCUUUUUUCUUUUUUGGGGGGGACAAAACUGGCACAUGUUUGCGUGUAGAUUGAGAGGUCUUUUGUGAGAUUUUGUUUGGUUUUGUGUUCUUUUAAGAUAUGGACAGUAUUUUGCAUUUAGAUUGGCAUAGAAAGUUAUAAAUGAUUUUUAAAACAGCAUUUUCCCCGCACUAUCUUUAUUUCAAUAGCAGACUUUACUGAUACAGUAGAUUGUUUUUCUCCAUAUAAUUCAACUGUGUUCGGCUGAAGUUAGAAGUUUUUUUUUUCCUCUCAUGACUUGGUGGCUUCUCUCUGUCUCUCGUGCGAUUGCUCAUUCCUGAUGGGUGCGAGACCCAGCUGACGAUUCUUGAACCUUUGCACUGUUUGCCCAUCUUUGUAAACAUUCACCAGUGAUUCCACGAUGGAGCUCUUCUCCAGGAACGUGGCCGCGCUCUGGAUUAUUAUCCUGCUGGAGUUCCUGCUCGAAACUGUGGCGGAUGAAGAAGUCCUGAUGAAUACGAAGACAGAGACAUCCGAUCUGAAGUGGACGACAAACUCUCGUACUAAACCUGAGUGGGAGGAGAUCAGCGGUCUAGAUGAGGAGAGCAACAGCGUGAGGACCUAUCAGAUCUGUCAGGCCGACGGCUCGUCCAGUCACUGGCUGCGCAGUAAGCUGAUCGAGCGCCGAGAGGCAUCGCAGGUGUACGUGGAGCUGCUCUUCACCAUGAUCGAGUGCUCAUCGCGGACCACGCACCACCGAUCCUGCAAAGAGACCUUCAACCUUUACUACUACCAGAGCGACACGGAUGACGCGACUGCAAACCACCCCGCGUGGAUGGAGAACCCCUAUACCAAGGUCGACACGGUGGCCGCGGACUUCCUGCUGCGCAAAGGUGGAGAGAAGAAGUUUAAUGUCAAAACGCUGCGUUUGGGGCCUUUGACCAAACGUGGAUUCUACUUGGCGUUCCAGGCCCAGGGCGCCUGCAUGGCGCUUCUAUCUGUGCGCGUCUUCUUUAAGAAGUGUCCGGCUCUCACGCGGUCGCUAUCCAUCUUCCCGGAGACAGUACCACGCUCGCUGGUCCAGGAGGCGGUGGGCCAGUGUGUGGCCAACGCAGCGCAGCCUGGACCCAAUCCCAGACCGCCCAAGAUGUUCUGCGGGGAAGAUGGACAGUGGGUGGACCAGCCCACCACCACCUGCACUUGCCUUCCGGGCUUCGAGGCCAGCCACGGAGAACUGCAGUGUAGAGCGUGUCCGGUGGGUCAUUUUAAGAUGGGAUCCGGUCCUGGCCCGUGUUCAGUGUGUCCUGACUCCAGUCACACAGGAGAGACGGGAUCCGCCUCGUGUGUGUGUCGCCCUGGUUUUUACCGGGCCCCUGCCGACAGUCCAGAUACACCCUGCACACGUCCGCCCUCGUCCCCGCGCAGCCCUGUUCCCCAGGUCAAUGACACCUCUCUCACGCUGGAAUGGAACGAACCGUUAGACAGCGGGGGCCGAUCGGACCUCACCUACAGUGUGGAGUGUCGAAUGUGCUCCGGGGGCCCCUGUGCGCCAUGCGGGGACGGUGUGAUUUACCGGCCGUCCCAGACUGGGAUCCAGGGCCGGCGCGUGAGCAUUUGGGGUCUCCGACCUCACACCACCUACAGCUUCACCGUGAUGGCCCUCAACGGGGUCUCUCCUCUGAGUCAGCAGGGGCCCGCGGGGGAGAACAUCAACAUCACCACCAGCCCCAACGUUCCUGUACUGGUGUCUGGUUUAAGGCACAUCGCAGCCACAGAAUCCAGCCUGACGCUGCACUGGAACACACCGACCCAGUCACACUACAGGAUCCUCCAGUACCAGCUGCGCUACUGUGAGAAGGAGCGCGGCUCUGAGGAGAACUCCUGUCAUUAUAUGGAGAGCAAUCUCAACGAGGUGGUGUUGAGUGAUUUGCGCAGGGCGACGCAGUACGAGGUUCAGGUCCGCGCUCGCACCUUGUCCGGCUACGGCAGCUUCGGUCAGGCUGUCGUCUUUCGGACCCUUCCUGACGAUGAUUCCUCGUCUCCGCUGCUUGUUACCGGGAUCCUUAUAGCCAUGGGCAUGCUGCUGCUCAUCACCGUCAUUGCUGCUGCGAUCUACUGUAUAAGGAAGCAAAGUCAUUUCAAAGAUGCAGAAAUGAGUGACAAAAAUGGCCAGUAUCUCAUGGGUCACGGAAUGAAAGUUUACAUCGAUCCAUUCACUUACGAAGACCCUAAUGAGGCCGUGAGAGAGUUUGCUAAGGAGAUUGAUGUCUCGUGUGUCAAAAUCGAGGAGGUUAUUGGAGCAGGCGAGUUUGGAGAAGUUUGUCGUGGACGGCUGAGGAUCCCAGGGAAGAAGGAGAACUAUGUUGCUAUUAAGACCCUUAAGGGUGGAUACACAGACAAGCAAAGGCGGGACUUUCUGUCCGAGGCCUCAAUCAUGGGCCAGUUCCAGCACCCCAACAUCAUCCACCUGGAAGGCAUAAUAACAGCCAGCACCCCGGUCAUGAUCCUCACCGAGUUCAUGGAGAACGGAGCUCUGGACUCCUUCCUGAGACUCAACGACGGCCAGUUCACUCCGAUACAGUUAGUCGGGAUGCUGCGUGGCAUCGCGUCGGGGAUGAAAUAUCUCUCGGAAAUGAGCUACGUGCAUCGUGAUCUUGCCGCACGGAACAUUCUUGUGAACAGUAACCUGGUCUGCAAGGUGUCCGACUUCGGCCUGUCGAGAUUCCUGCAGGAGAAUUCGUCCGAUCCCACGUACACCAGCUCACUGGGUGGAAAGAUUCCGAUCCGUUGGACGGCACCCGAGGCGAUUGCUUUCCGUAAAUUCACCUCUGCAUCAGAUGUGUGGAGUUACGGCAUCGUCAUGUGGGAAGUGAUGUCGUUCGGAGAGCGGCCGUACUGGGACAUGAGCAACCAGGAUGUGAUUAAUGCCAUUGAGCAGGAUUACCGGUUGCCGCCGCCUCCCGACUGUCCCACUCACCUGCACCAGCUGAUGUUGGACUGCUGGCAGAAGGAGCGGACAGCGCGGCCACGCUUUUCCAACAUCGUCUCAGCACUCGACAAGCUCAUUCGCAACCCUGCCUCGCUUAAAAUCACCGCGCAGGAGGGGGCAGGACCCUCUCACCCUCUGUUAGACCAGCGCUCCCCUCUGACGCCCGCGUCCUGUGGGACAGUGGCUGAUUGGCUCAGGGCCAUUAAGAUGGAGCGUUACGAGGAGAGCUUUCUGCAGGACGGUUACACCUCCAUGCAGCUGCUCGCCCACAUCACCACAGAGGAUCUGCUGCGUUUGGGAAUAACUCUGGCUGGUCAUCAGAAGAAGAUUCUGUCCAGCAUCGAGGCUCUUGGGAUUCAAAACCAAACUCCAGGGAAUGUGCUCUACUGAGUGAAGCGUCCACACACACACACACACACACACACACACACACACACACACACACACACACACACACACACACACACACACACACACACACACACACACGCACGCACGCACGCUUGCUGAGUUUGCCUGAGAACCCUCGUGUAACCUACACACUCACAAUCAGGAACAUUUGUACUUCCUUUUUUACCAGAUCAGGAUGGCUUACUUGCUUCCAAGACUACCUAAAGGGAACCAGUCCAGGAGCCUGCAUCCCACUAAUAUUACAGAGCGUCAUUUGUGAUAUCAAGCGGGUCUCGUAGGGAUGUUAUCUCCACCAUUUCAAGGAAAGACUUGCUCUGACAUCUCAGUGCAAAGACAGUGAUGAAGUAUUUCCAUUGUUGUAGAGUAUUUUUCUAAAGGAGACUUUCAUACUGAAGAGACUGGCGGAGGAUGUACAGCAGAAGAUGAGAACUAUAUCAGGAGAAUUUGGAUACAAGUAUCAGAUUACAGACUGUGCGCGAGCGGUCACAUGCUCACACACACUAAGUGCCAAGUAAUUGGUAUCUUGUUUUUAAAUGAUGCACUCAGUGUGUGAGUGUGUGAGUGAGCAGCAAUAAGAAAAACGAGCACAAAAGUCUUAGCACUUUUUUUUGAAGAGAAUGAGGCAGAGGUUCCAUUGGUGGACAAAAUAUGCUAAAUAUAUGUGCUUACACACACACACACAUUUAGAUCUGCAACACUUGACUGGCACUAAAAAGAGACCAAAUAAAAGACUGUCUAUUGUUUUAUGAGUAGCCAAAAGACUCAGAACAACCUUUGAACGUGUGCCAUACUGUUUUGUUUAUUACGGGAAUGUUGUGCUGGUUUGAAGCUGGUGACCAUCAUCAACUCACCACAAGAUCCAGAAGCCACCCUCUCAUACCACGCAAGGGUUUGUGGGUAGGAGGAUUUGGUCUUCACGUUGGAGACCCACAAGAACAAACCAGGGACUUUAAUUCUGUUGCCUCUUUUUUUUUUUUUUUUUGUAUAAAUUUAUCUUGAUUUAUGUAAAAAGAUUAAUUUCUUUGUCAGUGUAAUCUGUGUUUCUGUUACAAUAAAAAGUAUACAUUCA
This is a messenger RNA of Cyprinus carpio (common carp), 4980 nucleotides long. RefSeq names its product ephrin type-B receptor 4a-like. The record is from RefSeq and is a predicted model, not a curated record. Gene Ontology annotation, biological process: cell surface receptor protein tyrosine kinase signaling pathway; axon guidance; protein phosphorylation. NCBI's taxonomy places the organism in Eukaryota, Metazoa, Chordata, Actinopteri, Cypriniformes, Cyprinidae. Gene Ontology annotation, molecular function: transmembrane-ephrin receptor activity; ATP binding; protein binding. Gene Ontology annotation, cellular component: neuron projection; plasma membrane.